GGGUAUAAUGGUGCAAGCCACAAAGGGACACUGCACGCCUUCCAGCAAGUCGAAUACUGCUUGGCAACUAUUGAAAGACACGGUACAGCUAAGACCGUUCGGAAAACUCAUUUUAGUUUGUCGAUCGUACGAAAAGAUGGGAAAGAUAUCGUAGAAUAUUACUUCUGACAGCGUAAUAUAACAAAAUCCAAAAAGAGGUCUUAUUAAGAAAAGGAUAAAAAUUUCGUACUAGUACCGAAACCUGAUACGGGACGCUGACGUAAAUAUUGAUGAAAAGCAUGGAUACAUCUCAGGACGCCAAUGUGGACUACAAGCAGCUCUUAGAACAACAGAUUAAAACUAAUGCUGAACUGACAAGUGCUUUGGAAAGACUUACUCUGGGAGGACGCCUUCAGUUCAUCCCACCUGCUCGUUUUAUCAAACCCGAACCCAAGCCACCCACCCCAGCAGUUUUGCCUCCGCGUCCUCCUGCUGCUACCGCCGAGCCUGUAGCUGUGGAAACACCUAAAGAUAUUGAACUGCAUCGCGUCAGAAGCUGUCCCGUUAAUCUGGACCACGCCCGCUCAGCCUUGGCUUUACAUGGCAACCAGUCGCAAAAGCAGCGUCAACUGGACAAUUACUGCGAAACCUACUUGCACCGUAUUGGGCGUGCUGCGGACGGGCAGACCAUGUUUAGCGUUGGAGUCAUUGCUCAGCCCUGCGCCGCCGAUCGCUUUGGAGUAAUAUCGGCGAAACUGCCUAACGGUGAUAUCGGGGAAUAUACGUAUAACGAAAGUGAUCUAAUGGGCAAACCAUAUGCUGCACCGAACAUUGGGGAUUUGGUCUACUUUGUGUAUCCAAAUCGUGGACCGAAGGAUGUCCGUACGGCAGCGUUUGUUAUGCCCAUGAAGUUGCAAAGUGCGAGCUGGUAUCGUGCGCCAAACCACCGUGAACGUGGAAUCGUCCUGCGAGUGAUGCGUCAUCAAGGAGGAGUAUACAUUGGCACGGCAUAUAACAAUGUUGUAAUGUUCGCUCCUUUUCGGGCUGUGGUUCAUCCAUGCCAGUACACGCGCCGCGGCGAUCAUGUCGAAUUCAACAUUCCGCCAAAUUACGUGCCCCCAAAGGACACGAACGCCUUCAGCUUCACGGAAGGUCUGAUCAAUGUUUGUGUGGUGCCAGCCGGUAGUUUAUGGGAAGGUUCUCUGAGUGAGGAGAAGAUUGUGGGAUACGUUAGUCGAGUUCCGUCCCAACAGAACAACAAUACCGGUUUAAUCCAGUUCAUGGAUGAAAAGAAGAUUAAUCCGGAUCAAACUCUGAAGAUGUCCUAUAUUGCUUUUAACCCGAAGGAUGUUAACUACGACCACAGCUCGUUGGUGAAAAUGAAUCACAAGGUUAGUUUUAGAAUUCUCGCCUGUGGUGAAAAGCGAGCUCCAAUAGCUGUCAAUAUUGGCAUCGAGGAAGGUCUGGAGAAGUUCCGCGGUCAUAUUGUAGCCGUGUGCAACGGAUAUGGAUUCAUUGAGCAUGAGCAUUUGACCGAUAUCUGGUUUCACUUUACUCGUUUACGCCCGGGUGUGGACGGCAGAAAACUGCGCAUUGGAUGUUUAGUUGAGUAUUCGCUGCUACCGCAAAAGCCGGAUAGGAGUGGCUUGCAAGCCUGUCAAGUGCAGCCGCUGUUGCAUCAGUAUCUUCCGGGAUAUCAGAGACUGGAGGACGAUGCAUGGCACGUGGGAGUUGUGGAGCGUGCACUGCGAAACACUAACCCAGCACAAAGCCAGUACCAUGGUUUAAUUCGAACUCGCAUUAACGAUCAAGAAGAGGUGUAUUUAUUCUCCAUGAGUGGUAUCGUGCGGAAAUACGAAGCGCUGCAGGUUGGAGAUCGAGUGAAGUUUCAAGUUGGACUUGACGGACAAACUACGCUCCGUAGAGCGGUUAAUAUAAUUCGCACGGCGUAUGUGCUACAAGUGAAGACUUUGCGAGCCGAUGGCGAGUUUGGAUUCUUAUACUUUGGAGGACAGGACUUGUUUUUCCACUCUAGCCAAAUUAGAAAUCGCAUGCGACCACAUCAGGGUGACUGGGUAGAGUGUGCUUUGGCUAAAGACCGACAUGGAAGAUUGUGUGCAUCUAGUGUGCGGAUUCUGCAUCCACGCGAAAUGACACGAGAAAACUAUGAGAAAGCGAUGACACUGAAUCCACGGGUAGAAGGUGAUUUCCCUCGUCCGCACAUCCAACCGCGUAAUGGAGGCAUGAGUGAUAAAGACUACAGUAAUAUGGAGGACUUUGAUUUGGAUCAUGGUUAUGGAAGCUCCGGGCAACCGCGCAGCCAUAAUGUUCCCCGAGAGCCCUAUUGGCUGGUUGUCGUGCCGGAUAUGUUCCGUGACAGCUGUAAAGCUAAGGCUAGUCAGAUUAAGGUGCCUAAGCAUCUGCAUGACGCUUGGCUUAACGGAAUGUCUACCACCAUCAACUUCAAGCCACCGGACGUUCCCGCCUCCGUGGCAACUAAUUCAACGUCCAAGUAUAACGGUGAACUGGGCGAUUUUGAGCGAACGAAGGCUAGCGAAAUUUCAAUUCAGGAUCUGGUUAAGGCGCAGCAGGAGUUCAAGCAAAUGCGCUCGAGCACCGGUGAAAAGGGUGACAGCAACGAACUGCCCAGUAUACUUCGGGGAGCAAUUACUACACCGCGUACUAGCAACUGGUUGGUUGAGAGUUCCAACACUGUACGGGCUUUGCAGCCGGAUCCGCGAAACUUUGUGCGCGCCACAAAGUCACACGAGUUUCAUAUGGGUCGUGGCCGCGCUUUAAGCCGUUAUUGACGCAACUGGCAUCAAAUUUUAGUAGCAGUACCGGUAGGCUGCAACCCAUCAGCAGUUGCAUUUACCGCUCGUUAAAAUUAUAUUGCUAUCGAUGUUAUAAUUAUUAAUCUUAUUCUUAGCAUGAACGCUCGCAUCAGAGAUAGAUAGAUAUGCGAGAUAUGUGCUGUUAUUUUGCGCUGCGCUCCCAGUGAAAUAGAUAUCAGAAACUAAUUUUCACAUUUCUUUGUCUAUUAUUUAUUAUGGUCUUUUCUGGUAUUCUGGUUUCUGGUGGUGGGAUAUUCCUGUUUCUAUUGUUAAUAAAUACAUUUAAUAUUUAUUUCUAUAAAAAAUCUUAAUGUUAUUGCUGCGUGACCUUUAUAUAAAUCAUAUUGAAGUG
This is a messenger RNA of Paramacrobiotus metropolitanus, 3165 nucleotides long. RefSeq lists its product as uncharacterized. Lineage: Eukaryota; Metazoa; Tardigrada; Eutardigrada; Parachela; Macrobiotidae. The transcript is spliced from 15 exons. The record is from RefSeq and is a predicted model, not a curated record. Bases 270 to 2789 code for a protein of 839 amino acids.